AUGCCCAUGAGGAGGAUCCUCGCGCCAACCCGCCGGCACUUCCCCUUGGCCGACAAAGUCGACAUGCACCUAUCCUCUACCUCCUAUUUCCCGAAAUAUAAUGGCUACAUAAGGAAGCCGUCGGCAGGCCUUGACAACCAGCGGUUAUGGAAGAGGAGUUUCAGCUCCACGUCAGGACUAUAUGCGCUACAAGGGGUUGGGCAGGCAAAGGCUGUUGGGCUUAAUCAUACCCAGAUAAUUGAUCACCGAUAUGACGCCCUUGUUGUUGGUGCAGGAGGAGCAGGUCUUAUGGCGGCCGUUGGCUUGGCGGAAAGUGGACUGGAAACCGCCUCUGCUCAAGGCGGUAUCAAUGCUGCCCUUGGCAAUAUGACAGAGGACGACUGGAGAUGGCAUAUGUAUGAUACGGUUAAAGGCUCAGACUGGCUAGGGGAUCAGGAUGCAAUUCAUUACAUGUGCAAGGAAGCCUCGAAAACCGUUUUAGAGUUGGAAGGAUAUGGGAUGCCAUUUUCCCGGACUGCAGAGGGCAAGAUUUAUCAGCGUCCUAUUGGAGGACAAUCCUUGAAAUACGGUUCUGGCGGCCAAGCCUAUCGAACUGCGUGUGCAGCUGAUCGUACCGGACAUGCGAUGCUGCAUGCCUUGUAUGGCCAAUCUUUAAAGCAUGAUUGCAAAUUUUUCAUUGAGUUCUUCGCCUUAGACCUGAUGAUGGUCGAUGGCCGGUGCGUCGGUGUAACUGCACUUGACAUGGAAACCGGCACGCUUCACCGUCUGUUCAGCAGGAACACAAUCAUAGCGACUGGUGGAUACGGCCGCGCCUAUUUCUCCUGCACGUCCGCACAUACUAGCACGGGUGACGGGUGCGCCAUGGCAUCUAGAGCUGGCCUUCCUCUUCAAGACAUGGAAUUUGUUCAGUUUCACCCUAGCGGAAUAUACAGCGCAGGUGUGCUGAUUACCGAAGGUGCACGUGGAGAAGGAGGCUACCUACUUAACUCUGAAGGAGAGAGAUUCAUGGAACGAUACGCGCCAACCGCCAAGGACCUUGCUAGCCGAGACGUGGUGGCCCGAUCCAUGAACAUGGAGAUCAGAGAGGGAAGGGGUGUUGGUCCACACAAGGAUCAUAUUUACUUGCAACUAUCCCAUCUUCCCAAGGAACUGAUCCUAGAACGGCUUCCUGGAAUUGCAGAAACGGCCUCUAUCUUCGCGGGCAUUGACAUUACCCGGCAACCGAUUCCCGUACUUCCCACCGUCCAUUAUUGUAUGGGCGGUAUCCCAACCAACUACAAGGGCCAAGUCCUAAACGUUGAUCUUGCAACCGGAAAAGAGACACCUGUCCCCGGACUUUAUGCAGCUGGAGAGGCUGCAUGUGUGAGCGUACAUGGCGCAAAUAGACUAGGAGCCAACUCCCUGCUCGACAUUGCCGUGUUUGGUCGUGCAAGUGCCACUCAUAUUGCAGAAAACAACGAAAAUGGAAUGCCGCACAGCUCCGUUCCAAGGGAUAUCGGUAUGCCAUCAUUCCAAGACAUGGAACGACUCCGCACAUCAGACGGAAGCAAAUUAACUGCCGAGCUGCGCUUGGACAUGCAAAAGGCCAUGCAGUCUGACGUCGCGGUGUUUCGAACAGAAGACUCGCUCACGGCUGGUGUCUCUAAAGUACAGCAGGUUGAGCACUCAUUCAAACAUGAUGUUUGCGUAAAGGACAAAUCACUAAUCUGGAAUUCUGAUUUGAUUGAGACCUUGGAGAUGAGGAAUCUUCUCACGUGUGCUGCUCAGACGGCUAAAAGCGCUUUGGACAGGAAAGAGAGCAGAGGUAGCCAUGCUCGUGAAGACUUCCCUGAUCGAGAUGAUGUGCGGUUAUUAAAACACAGCCUCUCGUGGCAGACGGAGGAGACGGAGCCGGUUAAGGUGGGUUAUCGGGAUGUUAUUUUUGCGACGUUGGAUGAGACAGAUUGCCCAAGCGUGGCACCAAAGAAAAGGACAUAUUAA
This is a messenger RNA of Paracoccidioides brasiliensis Pb18, 1980 nucleotides long. Its product is annotated as succinate dehydrogenase, flavoprotein subunit. Gene Ontology annotation, biological process: tricarboxylic acid cycle; mitochondrial electron transport, succinate to ubiquinone. The transcript has 7 exons. The coding region runs from base 1 to 1980 and encodes 659 amino acids. The record is from RefSeq and is a predicted model, not a curated record. Gene Ontology annotation, molecular function: succinate dehydrogenase (quinone) activity; electron transfer activity; flavin adenine dinucleotide binding.